UAGAAUGCUGAAAAAACUCCUGGUUGUUGUUCUUUGGGCGUUCGUGGUCCAAGGACACCAAUUUGAUGGCAUCCGUCCUCAACUGAAAUCACCAAAAUACAAAGCGCAAACGUGGCCUCAUGGUAUAGUAUACUACGAAGUCAAUAAUGAUCUAAAAAAGAACGAUGUGGCCAUGGAAGGUAUUAGGAAGGGGAUGGAUAUGUGGAGUGACAAAACAUGUGUCAAGUUUGAGAAGAGGAUCAAUGAAGAUGCUUAUGUCCAUUUCUAUUUGGGCGGAGACUGUUAUUCAGAGAUUGGUCGAUCUGGAUACAAGCAGUUUAUUUCACUAGCACCUCACUGUUGGCAGGCAGCAGAGACAGCACAUGUUAUUGGUCUUGCUCUUGGUUUAUAUCCCGAGCAGUCACGCUACGAUCGUGAUAAUUAUGUCACAAUCAAUUGGAACAACAUUAGAGAUGAUGCCAAACGAAGGUUCAUCAAGUAUCCCAAAGGAGUAGCUGACAUCGAAAAUUUCGAUUAUGACUACCAAAGUAUUAUGCAUUAUAAGAAAAACGCAUUCACCAAGAAUGGACUACCAACAAUCGUUCCUGCAACAAGUAAUGUCGGCAUUGGACAAAGAAACGGCCCAAGUGUCAUGGACGUUGAGAAGAUACACUUUCUUUACCACUGCGAUAGUCCUGGUGGUGGAAGUGGAGGGACUGUUGUUACAACACCACACCCUACCAUACCACAGCCUAUCACGUCUCCACCUAACACAUCACCACCUACCACAUCACUACCUACCACAUCACCACCUACCACAUCACCACCUACCACAUUACCACCUACCACACCUAGGCCUACCACAUCGCAACCUACCACUCCACGACCAACCACACCUCAGCCUACCACACCUGUUUGCGUAGACAGGUGGUCAAGACUCAAGUGUAUGCAACUAUGGGGCUCUGGAUGGUGUUAUAAGAACCCUGAAGUCAUGAAAUACUACUGCAAGAAGACCUGCAACAAAUGUGCCAGUGGUAGUGGUGGUGGAGGAGGAGUCGGUGGAGGUGACUGUAAAGACGAGCUCAUGUACUGUAACACUUGGGCAAAAGCUGGUUGGUGCAAGUCACAACAAUCUUUGAUGGAACGUGCAUGUAGGAAGAGCUGUAACUUCUGCAGUGGCAUAGGUACUGGCACAGAUGGUACUGGAGGCAUCGGAGGCACCGGAGGAGCGACAGGAGGCGCUGGUGGAGGUUCCUGCAAAGACCAGCUGAUAUACUGUAGCGCUUGGGUAAAACAUGGAUGGUGCAGUUCAAAGCGAAAAUAUAUGGAAAGUUACUGUAUGAAGAGUUGUAAUUUCUGCGGCAGCUGAGAAGAAGAGCAAAUAAGAAGAAGAAAAAGGAAAAAAGAACAAGAACAAGAGGAAUAAAAUAUCGACGAAAAAAUGUACAAGAAGGGACAUUUAAAAUAACAUUACCGCAUUAGAGAUAAACAUAGUCGUUUACUUUAACCUUAAAGCCGGGGACUAGGGAGAAGGAUGGUCAUAUAUGGAAACAGUUUUUCGUCUUGCAUGGCACAGUAAUGGAGAUGAAAAUUAUUUCAAAUAACGAAAACAAAAAGUGAACUAGCCUUGCUUCCUUUUCUUCUUUUUUCUUGCUUUUUUUUUUUUUUUUCUAUUCUUCUUUUUCUUCUUCUUCUUUUUCUCCUUCUUUUGAUGUUGCUUUCGAUCUACCUCGUGCAGUAUCUGCAUGCAACCUGUAACCUACGAUCGGCGAAAAAAUCAUGAGACCCCAAUGUGCUUAUAUUUCAAAUCUCAUGAAAAUGUUUUCAAAGUUUGGAUCUUAAAAAAAACCUUCCUGUUUUCAAUGUUGAUCCGCUAGAGAGAGAGAAAAAAAAAACGACACUUUGAACUUUAACUUUUACUCAUACAUGUUUUGACAGCGGCCGGUGAACUGUCUUUAUCAGUGUGUUUUACAAAGCAUGACAAAGUCUAUUUGUACAAACGCAAUUUUAAAGAAAUAAAA
Molecule: messenger RNA, 2000 nt
Organism: Actinia tenebrosa (Australian red waratah sea anemone)
Lineage: Eukaryota; Metazoa; Cnidaria; Anthozoa; Actiniaria; Actiniidae
Product: zinc metalloproteinase nas-15
Biological process (GO): proteolysis
Molecular function (GO): metalloendopeptidase activity; zinc ion binding
Source: RefSeq, a predicted model, not a curated record